This is a messenger RNA of Cryptococcus wingfieldii CBS 7118, 573 nucleotides long. RefSeq lists its product as hypothetical. The transcript has 4 exons. Bases 1 to 573 code for a protein of 190 amino acids. The record is from RefSeq and is a predicted model, not a curated record. Lineage: Eukaryota; Fungi; Basidiomycota; Tremellomycetes; Tremellales; Cryptococcaceae.
AUGCUCUUCAUUCGCUUUGCCCUCCUGGCUCUCCCCUUCAUCGGCUCCGCCUUGGCUACCCCCGUCGCCAAGUCUGAUGUUGUUCAGUUCGAGAAGAGGGAUGAUGUGCUUGAUGUCGUAAAGACUCUUCAGAGCACCAUCGCCGACCCCAUCUCCACCCUCAAGACUGACAAUGUCUCUGCGGACGACGCUCAGGCGGCACUCUCCUCCAUUCUUGACGCUAUCAACACUGCGUCCGCCGCCGUCCCUACCUCUACCACCACCGAGAAGCGUGCUCUCGAGGGGCUUACCGAGCUUGCCAAGCGUGACGACUUGAACGAUGUUGGCACCGUUCUUGCUCAAGUCAUUACAGACAUUGUGAACGCCGUAGAGGGUUUGGCCGAUGACCUCCAAAGCCUUCCUCUUAUCGGAGCUCUCAUCACCAGCAUUGACGGGGGCUUGCACACUCUCCUCUUGGGCGUCGAGAUUGUCCUGAAGGGUGUUAUCCAGAUCCUCCAGGGUUUGCUCUCUGGCCUUGGUAGCCUCCUUAGCAGCCUCGGUGCUGGCCUUCUUGCCGGCCUCAUCCUCGUUUAA